CUGCUGCCUUCUGCUUUUCUUUUCUCACCAUUUCCCUUUCUUUCUCAUCAUCUGUCUCUUGCUGUUGUUUCUUUCUCGCACUUUCACCAGUCUUUCUCGGAUCUCAAAUCUCGGCCUGGAACUUCGACUACCGACUUUCUAAUUUCGGAACCUGGUCUAUUCCCGGUCCUAUGCUGCCAACUCGGUGAGCUCUGAAGGCUCGGAUCCUUGUAUGCAUCCGCAUACAAUGAAGACAAGUCCGGCGGGGAAGUUGGCCAUGGGUCGGGAGCUUCACAGGGUGCUGCAGCACCGCUCUCUCAUGUUUACCCAUGCAGGAAGUUUGCAACUGCAAACUCUCGUCGGGUUUUCUCAGUCCGCUGAGGCAGAAAAACCUGAUAAGUGGAAGGGACUUCCACCUAGCGUCCACAAUUUCAUGUGGUGAGCUAUCCCUAAGUACCGCUUUUGCCCUCCCAAUAUUGCUUUUGCCCGCAUUUUACUUAUGCGGAUGCCUCGCUUCCUCUUCGGCGAUGCUGCCACGCUUUCACUUCGGCGAUGCCGCCAUGCUACCUCUUACCUGCUACCUCUCAUCAAGCUACCUCUCACCAAGCUGCCUCGUGCUACACUACCUCUUGCUGAGCUACCUUUUCUAUCAUGCUCCUUGUUUCCUCACCUCAUUGCGUCGCUCUUCAGCUCCUACGACUGUGGGGAUCGGAGGCUUCCUUCGCUGCGUCGCAUUCAUUCCUACUUCCUUGGGAUUCGCAGCCCACCUCGGCUCACUCUUGCACAGGUUUGGGCCGCUAUCGGGGCCGGGUGCCCCUCUCGCGGCUCCGCCCAAAUAGCUAUCUGCAUCCAGUCAAUGCAAACAUUCUCUCUCACGCUCUCACCGAAACUGCUGCCCGAUAGCCCCCACAAAGUUCACAAAUUUUCGAAAAUUAGUCCAACUUUCACUAAUUAUAUGAAUUAGAUGAUGUGCCCUGCUAAUUAGCACUAAUUUUACGAUCCUAGAGCUAAUUAUUGAAAGUUUUGUAGCAUCCCACUGAAAGUUAUGAGCAUC
This is a messenger RNA of Suillus discolor, 1033 nucleotides long. RefSeq lists its product as uncharacterized. The record is from RefSeq and is a predicted model, not a curated record. Bases 479 to 943 code for a protein of 154 amino acids. Lineage: Eukaryota; Fungi; Basidiomycota; Agaricomycetes; Boletales; Suillaceae. The transcript has a single exon.